Molecule: messenger RNA, 1367 nt
Organism: Cebus imitator (Panamanian white-faced capuchin)
Lineage: Eukaryota; Metazoa; Chordata; Mammalia; Primates; Cebidae
Product: cardiotrophin-2
Exons: 3
Coding region: 1-720 (239 amino acids)
Source: RefSeq, a predicted model, not a curated record
AUGACCCUGGAGUUCCCAGUGUUCGGGGCCAGGAUAAUCUACCUGCAGGAGGGUUUGUCACUGACUUGGAUACACAAGAUCGAGGGUUGGGGCCAUGGUGCUGACCUCCGCCUUCCUCUGCCAGCCCGCCUCUGCCUGCUGACCCUGCUGUCACCACCCCUCAGCUCGGCAGCCCCCAUCUCUCCGGCUGAGCCCAUUAGUCAAGCCUACAGCCUGGCCCUCUACAUGCAGAAGAACACGUCAACGCUGCUGCAGACUUAUCUCCAGUACCAGGGCAGCCCUUUUAGUGACCCUGGCUUCUCAGCCCCUGAGCUCCAGCUCAGCAGCCUGCCUCCUGCCACGGCCUUCUUCAAGACCUGGCAUGCCCUGGAUGACGGGGAAUGGCUGAGCCUUGCCCAGGGGGCCUUCCUGGCCUUGACCCAGCACCUCCAGCUCGUGGGGGACGACCAGAGCGACCUGAACCCUGGCAGUCCCAUCCUGCUGGCUCAGCUCAGGGCUGCGAGACUCAGGGCUCAAGGCUUGCUGGGCAACAUGGCUGCUAUCAUGAUGGCCCUGGGGCUGCCGAUCCCCCCAGAAGAGGAUACUCUCAGGCUUGUUGCCUUUGGGGCCUCAGCCUUCGAGAGGAAAUGUCGAGGCUACGUGGUGACCCGGGAAUAUGGCCACUGGACAGACCGUGCUGUGAGGGACUUGGCUCUGCUCAAGGCCAGGUACCCAGCAUAGAGGGGCAGGACUUCCUGUCAGAGGCUGCAGCACUUCCUGUUUCAUAAUGGCCUCUUUUCUGCCUUGUUUGUGGGCUAGAGAAGGAGAUACAGCUUGUCUAGCAGACGGGGCUUGGGUGCCAUGUCUGGGAAUGUUUCCUGGAAGCCAAGCCUCAAUUCCUUAUUUCGGGGGCCUUCCUGCCCAGGUCCUCUGGCCUGCUUUCCAGGUCUGGAUCAAUCUCCAUGGACAUCAUUCCAUGGGCUACCCAUCCAGUGGUACUGGGGUCCACUUCCUGGUUGGAAAGACGUGCCUCUCCAAAGAUAUUUCACCUGCCACCCAACAGGGAGAGGACAGUUGGUCCCCUUCCUAGGCUCUCCCUGAGACCUUCUCCUUUUGGUAAUUUUGGGGAGGUCAGGACUGCCUUCCUGUCUCCGUCUACCUCAUUUCCUCUAUGAAGAUGCCGCCUUUCUGAGCAGAUAGGCCUCCCUUCUUCCUGUUGAAGUUCAUUGGCUCCCCUCGUUGGUCUCUCUGUCUGGGGCUACUAUUUCACUUCCUGUCCUCAGGGGCUCCACUUCCUGAUCCGUGGAAGACCAAUUCUUGAAGAACUAAGGACUGCAUCACACCUGUUUCCUGUUGGGACACAUCCACUUCCUGUUCUGGGCUGACAG